AUGGCCUUAGGCAAGCUUCCAGACAAUGCUGUAUAUGUUGACGAUAUUCUGUUAGUUGGAAAUGAUCUCUCUGAAAUGCUGUCCUUGAAGUCUUAUUCGGAUACCACUUUUAAGAUCAAGGAUUUGGGUCUUGUUCACUAUUUUCUGGGGCUGGAGAUCUCUCUUAUUCCUCAAGGGUAUAUUAUGAGUCAACACAAAUUCACUUCUAAUCUUCUUUCUGAAUUCAAAUGUCAGCAUUUUUCUUCUGUUUUGACACCCUUGGAUCCUUCUGUCAAACUCACUAUGGACAUGGGGGAACCUAUAUCUGAUCCUAGCCUCUAUAGACGCCUGGUUGGAAAGCUGAAUUUUCUGCAGAACACCAGGCCUGAUAUAUCUUUCUCAGUACAACAUUUGAGUCAAUUUCUGCAAAAGCCUCAGGUUCCUCACAUGAUGGCUGUGUUACAUGUGCUUCGUUAUCUAAUGAAAGAUCCUGCUCAGGGUGUUCUUCUAUCCAGUUGUCCAGAUUUUUCUCUUCUAGCUUAUUCUGACUCUGAUUGGGCUUCUUGUGUGAUAUCUCGCAAAUCUGUUAGUGGCUAUUUUAUUACUCUUGGGGGCAGUCCUAUCUCUUGGAAAAGUAAGAAGCAGCCUACCAUUUCUCUAUCCUCUGCUGAAGCUGAAUAUAGGGCGCUUCGCAAGGCAGCUGCUGAGGUUUCUUGGUUAGUUCGUCUCUUGGGCGAUCUUGGUUUACACAUUACCAGCCCAGUUUCGAUGUUUUGUGACUCACAAGCUGCUUUACAUAUGGCUAAAAAUCCUGUUUUUCACGAACGAACGAAGCAUAUUGAGAUUGAUUGCCACUAUGUUCGUGAGUGUUUGACUUCUGGUUUACUUUCUCUUCAUUAUGUUUCUUCUUCUGAUCAGUUAGCAGAUAUUAUGACAAAAGCUCUUACUGGACAGCCUCAUCAUGAACUUCUCUCCAAGCUUGGUGUGAUAUCACCCUCCAGCUUGAGGGGG
Nicotiana attenuata is the source of this 990-nucleotide messenger RNA. RefSeq lists its product as uncharacterized. The annotation marks the transcript as partial. NCBI's taxonomy places the organism in Eukaryota, Viridiplantae, Streptophyta, Magnoliopsida, Solanales, Solanaceae. The record is from RefSeq and is a predicted model, not a curated record. The transcript has 2 exons.